GCCGGGGCGGCGCAGCGCGGCUCCGCCCGGGGCCGGGGCGGGCGGCGCGGAGCCAUGGUGCUGGCGGCGGCGGCGGCGGCGCUGGCGGCGCUGGCGCUGCUGCAGCGGCUGCUCUGGCCGCACCUCUGGGCCGACCUGGCGUUCGCGGCGCGGGCGGCGCGGUGCCGGCGGCGGGCGGCGGGCGGCGGCGGCGGCAGCCUGGCGGCGCGGUUCCUGCGGGCGGCGCGGGCGGCGCCGGCGCGGCCCUUCCUGCGGGCGGCGGGCGGCGCGGUGCCGCUGGGCGCGGCGGCGCGGCGGGUGGCGCGGGUGGCCAACGCGCUGCGGCGGCGGCCGCUGCGCGGCGGCGGCGAGCUGGGGCCCGGCGUGGCCGUGGGGCUGCUGGCGGGCAACGAGCCGCGCUUCGUGUGGGGCUGGCUGGGGCUGGCGGCGCUGGGCGCCCGGCCCGCCUUCCUGGGCACCGCGCUGCGCCCCGCCGCCCUCCGCCACUGCCUGCGCGCCUGCGGGGCGCGGGCGCUGCUGGUGACCCACGACCUGUUUGCCGCGGUGGAGCCCAUCCUGCCCAGCCUGCAGCAGAAUGGCAUCACGGUGUGGGUGCUGGGCGCUGGGCCCUACCCGCCCGGCGUCGUCGCCCUCCAGCCGCUCCUGGACCAGGCCUCCGAGGAGCUGGCGCCCGAGGACGUCUGGGCGCCCGAGGACAUGAGCGACACCUGCCUCUACAUCUUCACCUCGGGCACCACCGGGCUGCCCAAAGCUGCCCGCGUCAGCCACCUCAAGUCCAUCAUGUGCCUGGGCUUCUACGAGCUGGUGGGCGCCCGCAGCGAGGACGUGGUCUACGUGGCGCUGCCCCUCUACCACAUGGCCGGCUCGCUGCUGGGCGUCGUGGGCUGCAUCGGCAUCGGGGCCACCUGUGUGCUGAAGCAGAAGUUCUCAGCCAGCCAGUUCUGGGACGACUGCUGCGCCGAGGGCGUCACCGUCUUCCAGUACAUCGGGGAGCUCUGCCGCUACCUGGUCAACCAGCCGCAGCGCCAGGGCGAGCGGGAGCACAGGCUGCGGCUGGCGGUGGGCAGCGGGCUGCGGCCCGACGUGUGGCGAGCCUUCCUGCGGCGCUUCGGGGCCGUGCGCAUCGUGGAGACCUACGGCAUGACCGAGGGCAACGUCACCCUCUUCAACUACACGGGGACGCCGGGCGCCGUGGGGCGCAGCAGCUUCAUCUACAAGCUCUUCUCGCCCUUCGAGCUCGUGCGCUACGACGUGGCUGAGGGGGCCCCGGUGCGGGACGCGGCCGGGCGCUGCAUCCGCGUGCGGCCCGGCGAGACGGGGCUGCUCAUCGCCCCCGUGACGCCGCGGACCCCCUUCCUGGGCUACGCCGGCAGCCGGGAGCUCUCAGAGCAGAAGCUGCUCCGGGGAGUCUUCGCCGAUGGUGACACCUACUUCAGCACCGGCGACCUCAUGGAGCAGGAUGCCGCCCAGUUCGUCCGCUUCCGCGACCGCACUGGCGACACGUACAGGUGGAAAGGUGAGAAUGUGGCCACUACCGAGGUGGCCGAGGCCCUGGUGGCCCACGCGGCCCUGCAGGAAGCCACCGUCUACGGUGUCAGCGUGCCAGGCCACGAGGGCCGCGCCGGGAUGGCGGCCCUGGUGCUGCGCCCCGGCUGCCGCCUGGACGGUGCCGGGCUCUACCGGCACGUGGAGGAGCUGCUGCCGCCCUACGCCCGGCCCCGCUUCCUCCGCCUGCAGGAGCGCCUGGAGAUGACGGAGACCUUCAAGCAGCAGAAGGUGCGCCUGGCCCAGGAGGGCUUCAACCCGGCCCGCGUCCCCGACCCGCUCUUCCUGCUGGACGAGGCCGCCAAAGCCUACGUGCCGCUGGGCCCCGCGCGCUGGCGGGACCUCAUCACCGGCCGCCUCCGCAUCUAGGCGCUUCCCGGGGGCCCCGCGACGGCCCCCGCCCCGGAACCCAGCGGCCCUGCGCCCCGCUCCUUCUGCGUGCAAACGCACCCACUUUUUAUUUUUCAGGAUAAAUAAAGACUGUUUUGUAGCAA
Messenger RNA from Dromaius novaehollandiae (emu), 2039 nucleotides. RefSeq names its product solute carrier family 27 member 3 (gene SLC27A3). Lineage: Eukaryota; Metazoa; Chordata; Aves; Casuariiformes; Dromaiidae. The record is from RefSeq and is a predicted model, not a curated record. Bases 55 to 1914 code for a protein of 619 amino acids. Gene Ontology annotation, molecular function: long-chain fatty acid transmembrane transporter activity; long-chain fatty acid-CoA ligase activity. The transcript is spliced from 10 exons. Gene Ontology annotation, cellular component: endoplasmic reticulum.